Molecule: messenger RNA, 315 nt
Organism: Sphenostylis stenocarpa
Lineage: Eukaryota; Viridiplantae; Streptophyta; Magnoliopsida; Fabales; Fabaceae
Source: the annotation of a GenBank genome assembly
AUGCCUCGUGGGACGCUUGAAGUUAUAUUAAUAAGCGCAAAAAAGCUUCAUAACAGUGAUUUUUUCGGUGCAGGAUCUGAACCCCGUUGGAAUGAAAGCUUUCUGUUCACUGUUUCUGGCAGUGUCUCUGAACUUAAUCUGAGGCUAAUGGACAAGGAUACGUUUACUAGUGAUGAUUUCCUUGGCGAGACAAAAAUUAAUCUGGAACCAGUGUUAGCUGUGGGGAGCAUUCCAGAAACUUGUUACAACGUUGUGAAGGACCAAAACUACUGUGGGGAGAUUAAGGUGGCACUCAUCUUCAAUCCUGAGUGGUGA